Molecule: messenger RNA, 2595 nt
Organism: Yamadazyma tenuis ATCC 10573
Lineage: Eukaryota; Fungi; Ascomycota; Pichiomycetes; Serinales; Debaryomycetaceae
Source: RefSeq, a predicted model, not a curated record
AUGGAAAGCUCACUGAAACGAAGCACCAGAAAUAAUUUGGCUAGUACAACUCCCGAUGCUUCCUUCCCUUCUUCACUGUCUUUAACAUUAGUGACUAUUUCUCUGGAGUCCAAUCAGUGUUCAUGUACUAUGUCGGGACUAUUAAUGUCUUCAUCAUCAGGAGAACCUAGCUUGUCGACUAUGGAAUCUUCUUUGUCUUCCAAAAUUCUAUCAAGAUUUUGGAAUUCUGAUCAACAAAGUUUCAAUUCUCAAGAUCAAAUUUGUGGCAGUACUUUUUCGCAGCCAAUGGUAUGGGACGUAGCAGUUACUGCUAAAGGAGUUAUACAACUGGAUAAUACCCAGGUAGAUUCAGUCCUCUCAAAUCUUUACAAAUAUCAGAAUAAAGCUUUGAAAGUCUUCUCUGCCAGUACGGCUGGAGACACAGACAUUUACAAUGAUGAUAAUGCUCAAGUUGCAUGGGCUUUUAUUGAAGGGUACAAGGUUACAGGGAAUAGUGAAUACCUUCAGACUGCCAAAGAUAUCGUCCUGUUUCUUAUGACCCAAGUUGAUAAGAAUGGAGGAGUAAUCUGGCACUACAAAGAUGAUUAUAUUGCAUCCAUUUCCACCAUUGAGGCCGCUCUUGCAGCCAUUAGGUUAUAUGGGAUCACCAAGGACAAAACCCUUUUAACGUUUACUAAGACCUGCUUGUCGUUUGCAUACACUUAUUUCCAGGAUCCUUCUGAUAAGCUAUUCUAUGAUGGGUUGAGUAAGUCUCAGUAUUCAGAUAUCAACAAGGGAAAACUCACCUACACUGUCGGUUGUGCAUUGAGUGUACUCAGUGAACUUUAUAAAUAUGAUUCUUCUAAUUCAGAUGAAUGGAUUUCAAAGAUCAAGGAUCUAGCUGAUGCUACCACCUAUAAACUAGGGGCUUUCUAUAACGGUAAUGGAUUUUGGAAUAAUCAGAUGAAAUAUGUUCACUUAUUGUAUGUUGGAUUCUCUGACAUUUUUGAGAUGGAUUACGAUUUCUCUUCUUACAAGCCAGAAGUAUCCCGUCAAGCAGCUUUUAUACAAGGCUUUCUCAAAGAUCUGGACAGCAUGUUUUUCAGUUCUAUUUCUCGCAGCACUUAUACUAUGGUUGAAAGGUAUGAAAGUUCUUUCAAUGAGACUGUCGAUCAAACAGAGCCAGUCAUGUGUCUGGGAACAGCAGAGAAAUCACUUAUGGAUAAUGCUUCAGUAUUGCAGAUAUUUUACCAAAUGUCCCGAUGUUUGUAGAUUUAGCCAUCUACGAAAGGGUUUAGUUUAACGCAACUAUAAAUACUAAGUGAGAUCAAAUGUCAUUAGUGUUUUAAUUUAAACAUUGCAAAACCUAACUGUGCGUGAUAAGUGGAGUAAGGAAGUCCGACACAAUAUUGUAAGAGAAUUUCCCUUCAAAUUCGCCAUUUACUGCCUUGGCACCUCCUGAACCCAAGAAAUCUAAACUUUCCACGUAGAAUAACCCGACGUGGAUGCCUCCUUCUUCAAUAUAAUGUUUUACAUCUCCGAAACUGUUAAUAGUUUCAAGGAAAUCUUCAAUACCAUCUGUUAAAACUUCUCUUCCUCCGUAUAUAACAAUACUCUUAUUGUCCUUUAAUUGUUGUAUUUUAUCAAACCUGGUAGCAUCAAUCUUUGAAAACGAUACCCAAUUGGCCAAUUUCUCAUCGUUAGGAGUAUCACCAAUAUACCAUUCUCCCAUAACGGUGUUUCUAGCACCUAAGUCACCCACAUUAUUAAUGUUCUUUCUAUUUGAAGUAAUAUGCAAAGGUUGAACCCACGGACUAACGAGAAUACAAGAUUUGGGUUGAAUUUUUAGUCCCUCAAACUGUUUGAAGUCAUAUUCUUUAAAUUGGUCAAAAUAGCCGGUUUCUUCUGGAUAGUUCAAGAAUCUCAAAAUGGCCAAUGCUAAGUUUCCUCCUGCCGAGUCUCCAAUCAAGUGAAUAUCCGUGAACUUUUCUUGCAAAAGUUUGGCAUGAAUUUCCAAUGCUUCAAAUAUUUGUCUGGGAAAUUUGCUGUUGGGUUGGAAAGUUAAACUAUAGUCCACAAUUAAAAGGGAUAAACUAUCACGGACUUCCGCCGGUAAGGCAUAGAAAAUGGCGAUGAACCCAGCUAUUUGGGCAUCAAAACAGCUUAAGGCAUAACCACCACCAUGAUAAUAAACAAGUACAUGCUUUGAAUCGUUAUUUUUGUGGAUCCAAAAGCUGUGAUCAUUAAAUCUCUCGCCGUAGUGCUUCAAAUGCCCAGCUGUAAUCAUGGGAUUUGAGGAAAACUUUUUAAUAAUCAGAGCCAUUGGCUGGUAUACCACAAUUGGAAUGUCCGAAAGAUAGAACUUGUUCGCCAAGUGGUUUUCAACUGAGAGGUGAACAUUUUUGUAUAAGGUAUUGAACUCUUUGUUUGUUUUGGAAUAGAUAGUCCCCACGGUGUAGUACUCAAUUGUAGUUUUGACGAUGACGAAUGGAAGCGUCAAUAGUCUUGAAAGGAAUUUCAAUGACAACAUUAUGUUUGGUGUUAGUAAAAGCCUAAAUUCGUAGAGUAAAGGCUUCGGUUACUUUUAUAUAAGAUUUCACCCUUGGCUCCGAUCGC